AUUGAGCGCCAGCGCCGCGGCCGCCGUGGGGUGCUGUGCGUCGGCGGAGCGGGUGGCCAUGUGGAGCCUCGGCGGCCUGCGCCUGGCGGCUGGACAUUGUCUUAGGUUAUAUGAAAGAAAUGCUUCCUCGUCUCUAAGGUUUACCAGAAACACUGACUUGAAGAGGAUCAAUGGAUUCUGCACCAAGCCACAGGAAAGUCCCAAAACUCCAACCCAGUCUUACAGACACGGGGUGCCGCUGCACAAGCCCACAGAUUUUGAGAAGAAGAUCCUGCUGUGGUCAGGCCGCUUCAAGAAGGAGGAAGAGAUCCCAGAGACAAUCUCAUUUGAGAUGCUUGAUGCUGCGAAGAACAAGCUCCGGGUGAAGGUCAGCUAUCUAAUGAUUGCCCUGACCGUGGCAGGAUGCAUCUAUAUGGUUAUUGAGGGCAAGAAGGCUGCGAAAAGACAUGAGUCUUUAACAAGCUUGAACCUGGAAAGGAAAGCCCGUCUGAGAGAGGAGGCAGCUAUGAAGGCCAAAACAGACUAGAAGUAUUUGGAAAACCCAGGAGUAAGGCUGCAACAAGAAACCUGCUUUACAAAGGAUACAAUCUGAGACUCACUUUGCAGACAUGUAUUUUGCACAGAUGUAUUCCACUUCCCUAUUAAUGCUGUAGAGGAACAAAUACAUUUUCUUAAAGAAUG
This is a messenger RNA of Mus musculus (house mouse), 681 nucleotides long. It is a transcript of the gene Fam162a, whose product is annotated as family with sequence similarity 162, member A. NCBI's taxonomy places the organism in Eukaryota, Metazoa, Chordata, Mammalia, Rodentia, Muridae. Gene Ontology annotation, cellular component: mitochondrion; mitochondrial membrane. The coding region runs from base 59 to 526 and encodes 155 amino acids. Gene Ontology annotation, biological process: cellular response to hypoxia; positive regulation of apoptotic process; positive regulation of release of cytochrome c from mitochondria. The transcript is spliced from 5 exons. The record is from RefSeq and is marked validated.